This is a messenger RNA of Tetrahymena thermophila SB210, 1596 nucleotides long. Its product is annotated as PH domain protein. The transcript is spliced from 11 exons. NCBI's taxonomy places the organism in Eukaryota, Ciliophora, Oligohymenophorea, Hymenostomatida, Tetrahymenidae. The record is from RefSeq and is a predicted model, not a curated record.
AUGUUAAUUCUUUCAUAUUAAUUUUAACAAAAAAUCUUUAUCAAAUUUUUGCUCAGAUUAAUUUUGUUUUUGUUUUUUUAAAAAAACUUAAUAAUACAGAUUCGCUUUUUAUUUUUGUUGAUAGCUAAUUAGAUAAAAUUAAAGAUGGAAGAUAAAAACCAAGCUGAUAAAGAUGCUGAAGAAGAGUAAUUAAAAGCAGAUAUUAAAAAUUUAAUGUUUAACAAAUAGCAUCACGCUAAAAAUUUCUUUUUGAGUGAUAGCGUAGAUAUAAUAAUUAGAAAGAAUAUUAUAAAGCUGAUUGAGCAAGAAUUAGAAAUGUUGCAACAAGGCAACAUCUAAGAUAUUGUAUAAAAUAUAGAUUAAGAAAAUAAAAAAGAAAUGAUUGAAAAUGAAUUGAAAAAUGCAAUGAAAAAUUAAAAGGGACCUAUGGAAUAAAGGAAAUCAUAAAUUUUAAGAAGCUAAUGGAUUAUGAAUACUGUAAGGAGCAAUAAUAAAACAUAACAAUUAGAUUUAGAACAAGAUGAGCAAGAAUAAGAAUCAAAUUAAGAUAAAAAGAGAUCUAAAGGUUCAAUAGAGUCAAUAGAAUCAGAAGAUGAAGAUUAAAAUAUAAUUUAAGGAAAAUUAAUGAAAAAAAACGACGGUUUGCUAAAGAGAUGGAAAAAAUAUUUUUGCACUUUAAAUGAUGAAAAAUUCUGCAUCUAUGAAGAAAAAAAGGACAAUAAAAAUCAAUUAGAUUAUGAUCUGUAACUAUGCAUUAAUUUCUAGCAUUUAUCCUGUGAAAUUGAAAAAAUUGAGAAGAAGAACUAAAUUGUUAUCACAAUAAAGAACUAGAAAAAAAAAUUUAAACUAAAAGAAUCUCCAGAUAGUGAGAAGAAGUUGGAAGAGUGGUUUUCGAGAAUUAAAUAGGUUAUAGAAGAUAAUAAAUAAAUAAGAUCAAAAUAAAAUAUUAAACCUGAUAAAGCUAGUUAAUACAUAAAGAGUGACAUAAUUAAUGAAGAGGAGUUUCUCUAAAUUGCAAAAACUGGAGACAUCCUACUAUUUAAGACAAAUAACUUUAAUGCGAAGCUCUAAAGAGCAACAACUAUUAGUAAUUAUGAUCACGUUGGUAUUGUUAUUAAGUUAAAAGACAACGUAGUGAGAGUAUUCGAUGCAUAGUUAGAAGAUGGUGUUUCUAUUCAAGAAUGGAAUUAUUUUAUUAAAAUCAAUGAUUUGUUUGAGAAGGUGGUUUUGAGGUAACUAAACUAUGACAAAUUGAAAACAGUCUUACCUGAUUUUUACUAAUUUGUUUUGAGCAGUUUAGGACAAAAAUAUGAUAUUAGUGUCAGUAAACUAAUGAAAAAGAGAUCAUCUGUACUUAAUGAUGCCAGCAGAGAAGACGGUUACUUUUGUUCUGAACUAGCAGCUAAAUCAUUUAAAGUUUUAGGUUUAAUAAACCCUAAUAAAUCUUCGUGCUAGUAUUGGCCAAGAUCAUUUUCAGAAUAAUAUGAAAGCGAACUAAAUUUAUAUGAAGGUGUCAAGCUUGAUAAAGAACGUCCUAUACUCUUAAACAGGCAUAUUUUCCAUGAUGUAUAAUAAGAAAAUGAGAAAAGUGAUUGA